CACGCACGAGACCAGCAAGCAGUCAGCAGUCAGCAGCAGCAACCAGAGUAACCAGUCAGUCAGCCGAAAAAAGUCGAGAUACUCCAUCCGCCACUUCCAUCACAGCCCGGCACAAUCUACUAGCCUUUCUCUUCUGCCAGAGCUUCAUCUUUAAAGAUAGAUAACCAUGGCGCCCUCUCAAGCACAGCUGCUUCAGCGGGUGGAUCGGAUCCACCAGAGGAGAGAAAACAAGGUUUGUGCCGAGUGUGCUCAGAGAGAUUCUUGCUGGGCAUCCAUUAUCCAUCCUCCCCUCCAGGGGUUUUCUCUUGGUAAAGAGCUCGGGAUAUUUUGCUGUGGACGAUGCUACAAGCAUCACUCGGCUUUGGGGCCGAGGGUAUGUGUCGUCAAGAGUCUUAGUACAGCAACCGAAUGGACCGAGGAAGAAGUCAGAAUCUUUAACAACAGCGGGAAUGAGUUGGUGAACCGAAUCUACGAGAGCAAACUCGGUGAUAUCGAACGGCACAUGGAGAAAGAAAUUGUCACGGUGGACCGAAGCGAAGAAGCCGCUGUACGCUCCGCCUUCAUCACCAAAAAGUAUAAACUCUUGAGAUAUUUUGAUGAGAAAAAUUAUAAGCGAGUCAUGGCUCGAAUGAAUAGUGACGAAGAGGAAGCCGAUGAUUCCGAGAGGAGCCGGGAUGGUCGUCGAUCGCUCGUCUUGCGGGGAUCCCAUUCGGGACGGAACUUGACAACCACUCCCUCGGGACGAAGCUUGGUGAAUACCCCGUCGUCACGGAGCUUGGCACCGACCCGAGUCAAGUCUUUGGAGGAUGGUCCUCCUACCUCGAGAUCCCAGGCGGUUCUGCAAAGAGCCAGUUCACAACGAAAGAAGCAGAUGCGAAAGUCCAACUCCAAUCAAGAUCUCAUGUCCCGAUUGAAUGACAUAUCCUUGGGAGGAGCAACAGCAACAACCAGCACUAGUAGGCAAGAUUCCAGUCGAAGUGUGGUGGAUGAAAAAGCCAUGGCAACAACAACAAACACUGACACGAAAAAACUCCUCAAUCUGGAAACUUCGUCGACCAAAACCGCGGCAACGGAGACCUCUGACUCGUCGGAGGAUUCGCCACCAGCAAAACCAACCAAGCCCAUUUCAAAGAGCGCUUCCAUGGUGAUGACGGAAAAGUCGUUGAGAAAGCAACAACGACCCAUGCGAAAAUCUGCUUCCAUGGUGGACACCCCAGCUGCCAACGCAGCCAGGGACGCGCGCCGGCCACAAAUCAAGAGUGCCAUGAAAAAGUCCAUUUCGGCGCGGACGCUCAACAUGAUGAAUGGAGGUCGUUGCAAUGACGACGAUGAUGACGACGACUCCAGUUCAAGACCAUCGAGCACAAGGAACUUGAUGGCGAUUCCACCCACCUUUCGGGCGGCACCCCUGCCGGGGCCCGGUGGUGGUGGAGGAGGGAUGCGAAAGUCACUGUCGUUAAAGAAUCUUGGCUCCGCUGGCUCCUUGAAGAGGUCUACGUCGAAUAGCAAGUUGAACAGGUCUGAUUCGAAUCGGUCGGUGAACAGAACACCUUCCAACCGCUCUCUCAAUAGGUCCAAUUCGAAGCAAGCACUCAGCAAGACGCUCGACAGGUCUAAUUCGAAUCGAUCAGUGAACAGAACACCUUCCAACCGAGCUCUCAACAGGUCCAAUUCGAAUCAAGCACUGAACAAGCCACUCAACAGGUCUAAUUCGAAUCGAUCGGUGAACAGGACACCUUCCAACCGUGCUCUCGACAGGUCCAAUUCGAAUCAAUCACUUAACAGAUCACCUUCCAACCGCUCUCUCAAUAGGUCCUCUUCGAACCGAUCACUGCAUAGUUCUAUGUCAUGCCUUGACAUUGGCAACGAUCAUCUCCAGGCUGGUCCUGCUAUGGGCUCUCUGAGAAAGUCAUUCUCCAAUCGGACCAUGACGCAAGAAAACAACAACAAUCACUUGGCUGCAGGGUCAGCCUUGGGAUCUAUGGAAAAGUCGUUCUCAGAUCGAUCACUCACGCACGAUAGCGUGAAUCAACUGGUAGGGGGGCCUCCAGCCAUGACGCGGUCGUUUUCCAAUCGAUCCAUGGUGCAGCAAGGUGACAGUGCAGCUGCGGCGGUUGCUCUAGCGCACAAGUCACUCUUGAGUCAGGCAGCUGCCGUCAGGAAACAGGGCACCGCCGACCUUCUGCAAAGAUCGUGGUCGGGGAGAAAUAUGGGGGAAAUGGAACGUGAACCCGACAAUCUUCAGGCUUUAGGAGGAGCCGGCGGCAGGCCUGGCCUUGGACGCGCCAUGUCAAUGCGGGGGUUGUCGUCAAUGGGAAAUGUUGCAACAUCGGGCUUGAGGAAAUCGUUGUCGGGGCGCAAUCUUCGCAACGAUAACGAUUCAUUAGAUGGCCCGCAUUCAAUGCACAACCCUUGGCUUAAGGGUGUCGUCAAAUCACCAUCCCCUCAAUAUGGCAACACGACAGGGACAGGUGACGAAUGCUUGUCUGGACGGAAUGCGAAUGCAGCCCAACAGGAGCCAGACAAUAUGAUGGCCCUUGGUGGCGGUGCGCGUAAGGGCGGCCUGGUAAGAGCCGGGUCACUGAAAGUUGCCAAACGACACAGCCAAUCCCCUCCACGCUUGAGAAAAUCAGCAUCAGGGCGUAACCUUAUGGAAGCAGAAGGGAAUACAUCUCUAAAUGGCCUGGAUGGUCGUUCGAGUCACUCACGGUCUCCAUCGCGGCAAUCAGCAAGAGCAACCCAACUGGGGGAAGACGACGAGAGAGGUAAUGCGACAGCAAUCGGCAAGUCAUCGUCUGCGAACAAUCUCAAAUCCUUAGCUGGCAAUGUAUCUCCUCCUCGGGGUGGCCUGAGGAAGUCUCUUUCUGGCCGUAUUGUGCACCAAUCUAAUGAUUUGGAUGCGGGUUCAAGUCACUCGCGUUCAAAUCGCCAGACCAGGACGCUUUCAUUUGAAAGAGAGAGGCCUGAUUCGACAGCUUCGCCUGCGAUCAGAAGGUCGUUGUCAGGGCGCAACCUUUUGGAAUCCUCUAACCACGCUGGUCCCAAUAGGCUUGCGCGCUUGCAUACAUCAUUCUCCAACUUGAAUGCAUCGUUCAACAAUUCGUUCAACAAUUCGGUUACUGGAAUGGAUGCGGGUUCGAAUCACUCGAACAGACCUACCCCAACCAAUGUCCGUUCCCUUGACGAAGAAGACGGUGAGAAAGCGAAGGCGCCGUCACGAAUGUCAAUAAAGAUUGAAGAUAUAUCCCGCGGGCGUCAGCAAUCGGUACUUUGUGCGUCUCGCAGAGACAUGUAUGACCCAGAUGGCGGAGGACUUGCACUCCUUAUGCAGGAUUCCGAGGCCUCUUUUGCUAAUCUUCCGGCGUACGAUGCAGAAACUCAGCAAACCCGAGGCAGGGGACUAUCACCGACAAGGUCAGGAAGGGGUGCGUCUCCGAAAAGGUCUUCAAUGUCUAUGUCCAAGACACCAAUUCUCGAGGAAAGUGACGACGAAGACAAGGAUUAUCGAAAGCGUCGAGAUUCACAGAGCAACCUUGCGGAGAAAUCUAACGAAAGCCGUCUGGUGAGGCGUAGCAGCGAUAGAAAUAUGUCUCCAUUAUGCCGCACUUCUCAGGGACCUCCAGAAGUACCAUUGCACCGCUGCGAUAGCACGGAUCUCUCGCCACGACGAAACUCGCGCUGCACUACAGACCGGAACGUUAGAACGCCGAAGAGAUCCCUCAGUAAUGACGGGGACGUGCUAUCAGGGAAAGGCAAUUCCCCUGAGAAACUCACACGCAGCGCCGAUAAUGGACGGCUCCGGCCCAUCCUCAAGAAAUCAAUGUCCAUGCGACUUCCGAAGACGAAAGAGAGCCAGGAACCCUCGCGUCGUCUGAACCGAUCAUUUUCAGGAACUAGGCUGCAAAUGAAAGACGAGAGCCCGGACAGGUCGAGGCGUGAUUCUCGCCGAGGAUCUUUGAACUCCAGCGGGGGGUCUAGCCACCACCGUCGUCACAAAGACAAAAAGAGCAAAAAGCACAAGAAAAAGAAGGACAAGAAAUCACGAAAGAGGUCAUCACGAAAAGAUGAUAGGCGACGCUCUAGCACGAACAGCUUGGACAAUUCGGAUACGGACACUGACACGGAAAAGAAACACGAUCGUGAAGAUCGACGCCGCAAGUCACCAGAUCGCGACGACUCCAGAAGGCGAAGGAGCGACGGCAAAUAUGACAAGAGGGAUAGAAGCCGCUCUAGGGAUAGAAGCCGCUCUAGGGAAAGACGCCGCUCAAAGAAUGGUGGAGGACGUCGCAAUAGUGACAGUGACAGUGAUCGCUCCAUGAAGUCAUCGUCUUCGAGAAGGAAGAGCCGGGAUUCAUACUCUGAGACGGAUCGUUUCGAGAGGAAAGUGCGCCGAUUUAUUGAGUCUGUGGGGGAUCCCAAUGAUGAAAACUUCUGGAUCAAUAUGAUCAAUAAAUGGGCGGUGCUAAACUAGCUAUUAGAAUAGAUUGCGAUGCCUUCAGAAUGAUCGAAUCAUUUCAGUUGAAAGGCUGAUUUCGGCACUCAUGCUUAUAACUCGUCAUUCUUCGUCGCUUCGAGUUCCAGGUUCGCUAGCUUGCCCGAUACUUGCGCGAUUGCUCGAACAACGUUGCCUUGUUGUUUGGACGAUACGGCUACCGGUACCGUAUACUUUCAUCAACCUGAAACUGCUGGAAGUUCGGGAGACUAGUAGAUCGAACAGCCGAUUGCUGAUGUGUUGCUUCGGCGCGACUCGUAGAGGACAUCCGGCGAAUGAAAAUGUGCAACAGAUUCUCGUGCAGCUCCAACAAGAAUACGUCGUUUGCAACGGCCUGCUAUACGAUUUUCACUCGUUUCUUCCGAACAGAAGAGCCGUACCAGGUAGGUCUGAAAAAGCCAUGACCAGCCACACCCAAAGUACGGCCUUUCACCUCCCCAACGAUAUCUUUCAUUUAUUUCAACCCAUGCCGCAAAAGUAGAUCUGAGUGUCGCCCAGAGUUUUUUCGAAUGCGCCAUUAGAGUUCG
This is a messenger RNA of Seminavis robusta, 5019 nucleotides long. NCBI's taxonomy places the organism in Eukaryota, Bacillariophyta, Bacillariophyceae, Naviculales, Naviculaceae. The record is from the annotation of a GenBank genome assembly.